ACAGAGUAAACGCCACAAGUCUCUUCGUCUUUGCCUCACCAACAAUCAUUCUCUCGUCUUUACCUUUAAUCGAAUCAAAUCCCUAAUUUACAAAUUCAAAAGAAUCUCGAAAGCCUUGGGACUUUGAUUCAUUCGUGCUCUAAUAAUGGGGAAGAAGCGAAAAUCUGACGCCAGUCGACUCGAUGAGGUGGAUCGAACCAUGUACGGCGCGUUUCGAGGUGCUGCUAAUUCGCUAUCUCAGCUCUAUACCCACGCCAUGAACCAUCAACGCGUCUCUUUCCUCGCCGGUGAACGUCGCGGGCUGGAGAAGCUUCACCAAUGGAUUGUGAGACAAGAAGAAGAAGGAACAAGAGUGUCCACAGAUGACAUUACUACCUACUUGCAGAAUGAGCUUGAAUAUGAACCUGAGGAGACUUCGACGCCAGCCCCCAUGCAAGAGUUCCAUCAGAUCCACACCCAAUUCGCUCCACCAAACGUACAUACUUCUUCAGCAGCUCACGCUCCUCCAAGUCACAUACCACAACACUAUGAUUUUAACCAGGAGAAAGUCUUUUUGACUCAACCAAAUGGUCUCUCCAGUCCUGUUCGAAGAACCCUUCAGGAUUUCAGCUUGCGUGAGGCUGAGCCUGGUAACCACCAUCCAAACUCUACCGGCCAGGGGUUAUUUUAACUGAUUAUCUUUUUUUGUUUCAUUUGGCAGCAAUUUAAAAACCAAAAGUUCAAUUGUAAAGUCUCAAUUGUUUCAUGUAAUAUACUGAAUACUUUCUUUAAAUCUUUGGAAGAGUUUAAAAUUGACCCCUA
Molecule: messenger RNA, 801 nt
Organism: Brassica rapa (field mustard)
Lineage: Eukaryota; Viridiplantae; Streptophyta; Magnoliopsida; Brassicales; Brassicaceae
Source: RefSeq, a predicted model, not a curated record